CACUGAACCACACCUCAUGUUCCAACGGCAAGCUAAAGUCAAGCUCUUCUCAUCUAACUUCAACUCCUCCGCCCUCCAUUUUCCAGUUCAAUUGCCUUUUAUGUCGAUCGAUUCGAGAUGGUCUACGGCGGAAAGCCCUCGCGGGGCUGUCGAACAUGUCGCGCUCGCCGUAUCAAGUGCGAUGAAGGUAAACCAACAUGCAAGCAAUGCGCAAAGUCAAAGCGUGAAUGCGCCGGCUAUCGAAACGAAUUUGAGAUCGUCCACCGUGACCAGACAAAGUCUACCGUCCGCCGAAUGACUAAAGCUCUCAACAAGUCUCGCUCUACUACCACCUCGACCCUGCCGAGCCCCCGUCCGUCUCCCACGCGACAACAAACGCCCGAUCCCAUCGCGACGCUCACAGUCCCCCUCGCUCAACGCGCAUUCUGCUAUUUUGCCUCCAAUUUCCUUUACGUGCCGCUGGGCCACAUGCCACAUGGUCAUAUGGACUACCUCGUGCCUUUGAUCGACUGCGCACCCCCCGAUAGCGCCCUCCGAAGCGCCUUCAAUGCUUGUGCUAUAGCCGCCCUCGGGAAUAGAGAAAAAGCAAACAAUGUCAACCUCACCAAUCUUUCUCUCCGAGAACACACUGUGGCCCUGGCAAAGACGCAUGCCGCCCUGGGGAAUCCCGCCACUGCCAGUUCCGAUGCAACGCUCGCUACAGUGCUUCUGCUGGGUUUGUACGAGAGCAUCACGGCGAUCAAGGAGUCGCGCAUGCUGGCAUGGCGUUCACACGUUGACGGAGCAAUUCAGAUUGUCAAGCUGCGAGGCCGAGAACAAAUGCGCAGCACCAAAACCGGAAUGCUCUUGUUCCAAGCAGUGAGGCACCAAGUGCUCGGCCGCGCACUAACAUCGGGUACGCCCCCGCCACUAGGGUCCGAUUGGUGGAUGGACGACAUAGAUGAUGGGAGCCAUCUCUUGCCUGGUGCCGCCAUGCACCGCUUCGCCCUUCGAGCCAGUGAACUGCGAGCCGAGGCAGCUGCUCUAUUGAAUGGUAUCACGCGGACCGUCGAGAAUAUCGCACUGAUGCAAAACAUGGCCCAUCGAGUGUAUUCGCUAGACCAAGAGAUAGCUUCCUGUCUUCUUGCUCUGCCGCCAAACCUACGCUUCAAGACGCUAUGCUGGCUAUCCUACGAGGAGGUAGGUUUAUCACCUGGGCGACCGAACAACUACUCCAAACUCGAAGUAUUCCCCGGCCGUGUGGACAUGUACCCCGACUUUGUAACCGCCCGUACAUGGAACACUGCGCGCACCAUACGCCUUGUGCUAGCCUCCCUCGGCAUCCGCCUAGCAGCAUGGCUCAACAUGCCCGCCGACUAUCGCACAACUGCCGAGUAUGCCAGGUCGAAAGCCAUCUGUGAAGACACCAUUGCCGACGUCAUUUCCUCGGUUCCAUACCAUCUCGGAUGGCACACCAAGCAACAGGGUCUGUUCGGCAACGAUACUGACCGCUCUGGCUUCGUUUGUGGUCACGAGGAUGCGAUCAAGGCCCUUCCAGCUUGGUUCCUGGUCUGGGCCCUGACUUGUGUCAAAAACCAUGAUAUGGCGACUGACGAGCAGCGCAUUUGGGUGAAGGGCCGGCUUCGGUACAUUGCCGACCAUGUCGGUAUGAAGUAUGCCAACCUCGUUAACGACCUUGAACUUCGCUUCCCGUCAAUGUUCAUCCGCCAGGAUGGCACCAUGCCUUCGGCUGAUCCACUGAGGGCCGGGACGUCCAAAGGCCGCCCAGACCCUGUAAGCGCAACGCGCAUCGCCGUCACUACUCCUCGGACUCCUGAAAGCAUGGUUUCUGGAGGAAGGCGUCCGUCGCCUUGAUAGGAUGACGUUUAGGUUCAUUUUUCGAUCCCUCUACCAUAACACCAGAUCAGGAACCACAUGGACCGGCCGGAAGAUAUUCCCGGCGCGGUGAACGGUAGAGGCAUGCAACUACUUUGCUGCAAAAUGUCGUUGCUUCAAUUGAUGAGGAAACGAGGACCUCCGGUUGAACAACGCCUUAUGGCCAUCAAAACUAGACAUAGAAACCAUGAGCUUCUGCCGGUAGUUUCGGUGCUACCACAACCGACAACGCGGCUCACUGUCGAAAUCGACUUGCAUAUACCCUAAACCCAGCCUCGUUGACGCGGCAUUGAAAUCCCGGGUGGAAAGCGACAUUUGCAUUUUUUAUUUUUUUCAUUUUCCAGUAACGACUGGUGCAGAAGACAGAAGGAUUAUUAGCAAACGUUCGGAAGACGGACCGGUUUUACCUUCGAGUCGACAUGCCAAUCGCUCCCAGCCACCGGGCAGUUCAAUGUUCAGCACGUACAGUAGAUCUGUUGAGCUUGCAAUCCAAAGAAUGACUUUUUCAACCUUCG
Molecule: messenger RNA, 2390 nt
Organism: Neurospora tetrasperma FGSC 2508
Lineage: Eukaryota; Fungi; Ascomycota; Sordariomycetes; Sordariales; Sordariaceae
Exons: 6
Coding region: 118-1854 (578 amino acids)
Biological process (GO): regulation of DNA-templated transcription
Molecular function (GO): zinc ion binding; DNA-binding transcription factor activity, RNA polymerase II-specific
Source: RefSeq, a predicted model, not a curated record